AUGAGUCACCGAAGAAACACAUCUAGUGGUUCGUUGUCUGAUACACCUCCAACACCUCCUCCCAAGUUUAGGAGAUCACUCGUUGUUGCCACUACUACUCCUCCUCGCAGUUCAACCACAUCGCUAGAAGAACCGAAUCGUCUCACGGCCACUACCGUUGUCUCGCCUCCUCCAACACCUCCACCAAAACCAACAUUGUUCCUUGACACAGAAAGCGUAGAUCCCAAAUACGUCCCACAGGUGAAAUCGGCCGCUUCUGAGGCAUCUCCGCCUCGCCGACCUCCACCACCAACACCGGAUGUUCAAGACAAGCACUUCGCUAAAAGAUUGAGCAAGAUUCCCAACCGGCCGACUUCAAUACCUGAAGGCCUAGGGAUCAUAAACAUUCCGUCUCCAACAUUAUUUUACUCGUCAUUUAUUCCCGGCGCUUCGGAUACCUGGUGCGGAAUCGCCGAUCACGCGACCGACAGCCCAGCGCUUACGAGCAGGUCUUAUACACCGCGUCAACCAGUGGCGAAGACCAACUCCUAUGAUGAAACCAUCGCUAAGGGCAUGUCAGUACUAUUCGACGAAGAACCAGGAGUCGGAGUAGUUCCACUAUUUUCGACAAAAGACAGCAACAGCUCGAAUCUGGAGAAUACAAUAGUAAAGGAGACGGAGAUGACACAGGUUAUAGUGGAAGAGGUUACAGCCGAGAAUCCAGGGGAUUUAUCAGCCGCAACCGAGAACUCUAUCGAGGGCAUCCUCGACCAGCUUGGGGCAACGGAUUCUACGAAGACCGAGGAGGCGGAGAAGAUUGCUGAUAAAACUCAGGAUUCUAAGGAUGCCCUACCGGCAUACUCGAUGAAUGUUACCGUGGAAAAGGAGUCGGAAAUGAGUACUGCGGGAGAAGCAAAUAAUCGGACCACUGCUAUCCUUACGCCUACCACGAGCACUACUGGUCAGGGGUCAUCAUCCCCGAAGACGAUCAAAAAUGAGGGCGAUGAGAAACCCGCUACCAGCACAACCGAGAAGGAGGAGACACCAAAGAUCGACUCCUCAUAUCUCAAGGCGUUUAGGGGCUUUGUCAAAAGAUCUGGCGAUAGCGACCCCUUCAUCCACCGUAUGCCUCGUUUCGAUGCUCUACAAGCACAGAGAAUAUGUAGCCAUCUGAGAAACGAUUACCCUCCUGCUGCAUCGGGCAAGGGGGCAAAAUCAGGGUCGCCAAAUGGGGCCGUUACCGCCACCGCCCGACAACGAGAGGCUGAAGAAGGGAUCCUGACUAGUCUAUGGGCCUUGAUGGCACUGAGAUGGAUGAACUUUGGCAGGGUUGUUAUUAGUCCUGGGCACGAGACUUUGUUGGCUGCUUCCGCAAAGCGUCUGACUAGACGUGCGACUACGAAGAUGGAUCAGCGUGCUACGCAGAUGCUUGAGAACGUCUCAAGCGAGGUCCGCACGGGAAGUCACGAGCGCAGACGUGUCCUUGAUCUCGGUGGAGCACCUGUUGCCGACUGGGGAUGGCAUUGUGCCUACGACUAUCCAAAAGCAAAGGUUUACACCGUAACAACCGGGUCCCGGCCAAAGCAACAGUCCGAAGGUGAAGAGAAGACAACUGGGGCCCCAGACAAGUGCCGGGGACCACAGAACCACCGCCCUCUCGUGGUGUCAAAGUUGUGGAAACUCCCAUUCCCCCCGAACCACUUUGACGUGGUCUCGGCGCGCAGUUUGUACCUAACACUGAAGGCAACCGUCCCAGAAAACUCACCAAAUCUCGGCAUGGACGAGUAUGACCUCUGCCUCGAGGAGUGCCUCCGCGUACUGAAGCCAGGUGGACAUCUUGAGUUCUCCCUCUUCGACAAUGAUAUUGUAAACGCAGGACCACUCGGAGCUGAGCUCGCAGCUAAGUUCUCCAAAGGCCUCGAGUCAAAAGGCUACGACGCAACUCCUACAAAACGUUGGGUCUCCCGCCUGAAUAGGGCCGGUUUUGGCGAAAUUAAGCGCAGCUGGAUCUUCCUCCCCAUGUCCCCGCCCAGCGCGAAACCGAGAGUGCCCUCUAAGGGCGAGAUGCAACUACCACCUCAUGAGUCACAGGAUCUGGAAAUGGUCAAAGAGGAGGUCCGUAGGAAACUCAAGGCAUGGGAAGAUCUCGGUGUCGAAAACGGCAGCGUGGAGAAUGUUUCUCCCGUCACUGGAUUAGUAGGCAGUUGGAUUUGGGAGAAGUGGAUGCUGAAGACUGAAGGAGAGAGUGGCGACGAGUGCGAUCUUGCCAUCGGCACAAUCGGAGACGUGCUCGAAGAAGGGAGAGAGAGGGGCUCUGGGUGGAGGUGCCUGGUCGGAUGGGCUAGAAAACCAAUGUUUGCUGGGGAGCAUUAGGGUUGGCGUAUUUUGGAUUUUUGUCUUUCAUUUUUUUAUCUUUGGUUCGGUGGGGUUUAUCACUAUCAUGCGCUUUUCUUCUCUUUCUUGGAACCAAAAAAAAAAAGCUCUCUCCCGCCUUUCCCCCCCCCAUGGCUUUCCGGGAGCGGUAAAUUUAUAGGGUGGACGGACUUGAUGGGUUUGGUUGGUUUGGUUUGGUGGAAUUUUAGGUUAAUCAUACGGUGCGGAUUGGAUGGCGGGCUGAUGUUUUUUUUUUUGUUCAUCCCAGAGACUUUUCUCUUAUCAUACCUUGUAUUUUUUUACGUUUCAUACCUGCAAGAUUUCUCUUUUCAUUUUCCGAUCAGUACAGUCUCCUUUCGGUGUCCGGAGUGUUGGUGUGGGUUUCGUUUCGUUUCCGUCAGUGGCCCCCUCUCUUCCUCUCUCUUGAGCAUUUCCUUGUAUAAUUUAUCAUCACUAUCACACCACAUCCCUAACCUUGCGGCAUUUAUUCCCUUAUGAUAUUGUGUCAACUUUGCUUGCUUAGUUAAUUGCUUGCUUAGUUAAUUUCUUGCUUCUUUCACUCUUUCUUCCUUUCUUUCUUCCUCAUUUCUCAGGGCCGAGUGCACUCCCUUGAGGUUGUGGCUAUUUAUUUGUUUAUUCGGAGGGUUUUAAAAAAAGUACCGGUAGAAUUUCGUAUUAAA
Tuber melanosporum (Perigord truffle) is the source of this 3032-nucleotide messenger RNA. RefSeq lists its product as uncharacterized. Gene Ontology annotation, molecular function: S-adenosylmethionine-dependent methyltransferase activity. The record is from RefSeq and is a predicted model, not a curated record. Lineage: Eukaryota; Fungi; Ascomycota; Pezizomycetes; Pezizales; Tuberaceae. The transcript is spliced from 2 exons. Bases 1 to 2352 code for a protein of 783 amino acids.